AUAGGCAGUGACGGAGGGAGAGGGGGGGCAGUGGGGGCACUGGGCCCCACUGGAAAUUUCAAAAAAAACUAGGGGUAUUUUAGUAAUUUCACAUUAAUAUUAAAUAAAUAAUUAAAUAAUAUUAUUUUAGUUUCAAUCCUAGUUUCUCCCUCAUUGAUUGCGGUUCUCCCAGAAAUUCGCUCUCUCUCUCCCCGCAAUCAGCAACUCCAACGCCGCCCCUACUCCAACGACGACGCUGCGACGACCCUCACCACCACGGCACCACCGCUGCUCCAUCAACACUGCAGGUUGCACAUCAUACUAAUUUAGAAUAAAUGGAACGCUAUUAUUCGAAAGCAUCUCCCAAGGUAGAUGUUCCAUCUUCAUCAGUGAAUGAACAUCCUCAAAUAUUACCAAAGGAAGUGAGCAUUGGAGUUGAUUCUCCACCUCAAGCAUCAACAAAGGGAAUGAAUAUUGAAAUCGAUUUAGAAAAUCUUCCAAGUGAUCCGGGACUACGACUUGAUAUAAUGAGCUAUCCACCAAAUUUAAUUGAGCAGGUUCGUAGAGCCUAUUUAUUGAAAGGUCCAUGUCAGCCACGGAAUCAUGACUUUCCUCAAAAGAUGGAAGGAAAUCGAAAACGCAAAUUUGUUCCAUUUUGGUUUGAUGAAUUCAAGACUUGGCUAGAAUAUAGCAUUACAAAAGACGCAGUUUUUUGUUUAAACUGUUAUCUCUUUUCAUCGGGGCGUAGUGAAAAGGGACAUGAUGCUUUCGUAUCUGGAGGAUUUAAUUGUUGGCGCAAAAAAGAAAGAUUGAGAUAUCAUGUUGGAGACCAUACUAGUGAGCAUAAUAGAUGUAGAUUGGCAUGUGAAGAUUUGAUGAAUCAAGCCCAACACAUUGAAGUGAAUCUUUCUAGAGUAUCAAAACAAUCUAAGAUUGAUUAUCGUUGUAGAUUGAAUGCUUCGGUUGUUUGUCUUCGCUAUCUUAUUAUGCAAGGUUUAGCUUUUCGAGGAAAUGAUGAGUCGGAAAGAUCCUUAAAUCAAGGGAAUUUUAUUGAGCUUUUGAAAGUUGUUGCUUCUUGCAAUGAAGAUAUAUCUAAUGUUGUAUUGAAAAAUGCUCCUGACAACCUCAAGCUUACAUCUCCUGACAUCCAAAGUGAUAUCAUAAAUGCAGCUGCAGUUGAGACAACAAAAGCUAUCAUUAUGGAUAUUGGAAAUGGCUUUUUCUCUAUUUUAGUUGAUGAGUGUCGGGAUGUAUCUGUCAAGGAGCAAAUGGGUGUUGUUAUACGCUAUGUGGAUAAGAAUGGAUGUGUUAUUGAACGUUUUCUUGGUCUUGUGCAUGUUAGUGAUACAGCUUCAACCUCACUUGAGAUGGGUAUUGAUUCUUUGUUCUCUACUCAUGGUUUAAGUGUUUCCAGUUUGAGAGGUCAGGGAUAUGAUGGUGCAAGCAACAUGAGAGGUGAGUUCAAUGGGUUGAAAAGUUUGAUACUUAAGAGAACUCCUAGUGCUUAUUAUGUUCAUUGUUUUGCUCAUCAACUUCAACUCACAAUUGUUGCUGUUGCUAAAAAACAUACAAGUAUUGGGUCAUUUUUUAAUACUGUCACACGAUUAUGCAAUGUUGUUGGUGGUUCUUGUAAGCGCAGAGAUAUGCUUCGAGAGAAUCAAAGAGAAAAAAUCAUUGAAGGUAUUGCAAAUGGUGAAAUUAAUACGGGAAGAGGAUUAAAUCAAGAGAUGGAAUUGAAGCGGCCCGGGGAUACUCGUUGGAGUUCUCAUUAUGGUACUCUUAUCAACCUAAUGCAUUUAUUUUCUUCUAUUAUUGAUGUUCUUGAGUAUGUUGGGAAGAAUGGAAAUGAUGAUGCACAGAGGGCUGAAGCCAUUGAUUUGUUAGACGUUAUGAAUCGCUUUGAGUUUGUGUUUGUGUUACAUAUUAUGAGGAAAAUCUUGGGAAUCACACAUUAA
This is a messenger RNA of Salvia miltiorrhiza (redroot sage), 1934 nucleotides long. RefSeq lists its product as uncharacterized. The transcript is spliced from 2 exons. The record is from RefSeq and is a predicted model, not a curated record. Bases 315 to 1934 code for a protein of 539 amino acids. NCBI's taxonomy places the organism in Eukaryota, Viridiplantae, Streptophyta, Magnoliopsida, Lamiales, Lamiaceae.